AUUAACCCGACCCCAAAUCCCCCCCCCUGCCCCCCACCCCCCCAUAGGGUGGCCCAGGCCUACGUCAACCAGCGCAAGCUGGACCAGGAGGUGAAGACGCUGCAGGCGCAGGCAGCGCAGUUCGCCAAGCAGACGGGGCAGUGGAUCACCAUGGUGGAGAACUUCAACCAGGCCCUCAAGGAGAUCGGCGACGUGGAGAACUGGGCGCGCAAUGAGCUGGACAUGCGCACCAUCGCCACGGCGCUGGAGUACGUCUACAAGGGGCAGCUGCAGCCCGCCUGCUCCUGACAACCCCCCCCCGGGGGUGUGCCCCCCCCCCCCCAAAAAAAAAAAAACACCGAAUAAAGCCGCAGCGAGGGGCGGCGCGGCCCCGGCUGCCCCCCCUAAGCCCCCUCAUCCUCUUUAAGGCUAAA
Messenger RNA from Anas platyrhynchos (mallard), 413 nucleotides. Lineage: Eukaryota; Metazoa; Chordata; Aves; Anseriformes; Anatidae. The record is from RefSeq and is a predicted model, not a curated record.